CGCAGUAAAAUUAUUAAGUAAAUUAAAAAUUUCUACUUAGAUAAUUAAAUUGUGUUAAUAUUAUUCUAUUUAACAUAUACACAAUGAAUACAUAAAAAUGUCUGCAACUAAAUGCGAAGUAUUACCGCAAGUGGAAUCUAUAAACUUACCAAAGCCGGCAAUGGCGUCGUCAUCGGACCACAUAACUGAAGAGGAGGUGAAUCAAGUGUUUGAGAAAAAAUUUGGUUAUAUUAAACCUAAAACUAAUUCAAAAUGGGUACUACCUCCAGCAGCACAACUCUUUCAGGAAUUUUAUCAGAUAGAAACGCUGCAGCAGCUUAAGAGGACACUUAAUAGCGUGAAAGGUAAAUUAAAUGAUUAUGCGAUUGAAGAAUGGAGCACACAUACAAGGCGAAUGGACCCAUCCGGUGAUAUAACUUGGCGUCUCAAGAAUGAAAUCAAUGCUGAAUUUGUAACAAUAGCUUGGUGUAAGUUAUACGAGUGCUUGCACAAAUUUCCACUUGUAAAGAAGCCAAAGCUUAAUACAUUGCAUUUGUGUGAAGCACCAGGAGCUUUUAUAUCAGCACUAAAUCAUUAUUUAUAUUCCACACACAAUAAAGAGCAAGUGGAGUGGAAAUGGCUAUCAACUACACUCAACCCGUAUUAUGAAGGUAAUCCCUUUGGUAAAAUGAUUAGUGACCAUCGCUUUAUGUUAAGAACUCUUGAUCAUUGGCUCUUCCAUGAAGAUUUUACAGGCAAUAUAAUGUGCAACCAAAACAUUAAACAUAUGCACGAGAGAUGCCUGGAAUAUUUUGACGGUGACGCUGAUCUCAUCACAGCAGACGGUAGCAUUGAUUGUGUAGAGAAUCCCGAUUGCCAAGAGUCCAACACAUCAAUCCUGCACUUUGCUGAAAUAUUUGCAGCUCUAACGAUAUUAGGAAACGGCGGCUCAUUUGUGCUUAAAUUAUUUACGCUCUUUGAAGCGAUUACUGUCAGCAAAUUAUUUUUGUUAAAUUGCGUUUUCGAAGAAGUGCAUGUGUUCAAACCAGCUACCUCAAAGCGGGGGAAUUCUGAAAACUAUAUAAUAUGUUUGGGUUAUAAAAAGGACACGAAACAUUUAGCAGACACUCUGAAAAUAAUGAAAAAAAACUUAGACGAGCAGAACAAUUUGCUGCCUAUAUUUGGCUUUAAACAACUACCAAAAGAUUUUCUAAUGCAGCAUGAAGUCUGCACACGAAUAUUCAUGAACCAUCAAAUUCAGGCCAUUGAGUCAAACAUUUACGUGUAUGAAUCAAAAUCGAAAUAUAUGGUACGACGGAGCAAUGCAAUGCGCCGCUUAGUGAGUAAAGAGUUCUUCAAGCGCUACCAAUUAAAGUCCAUUCCAGCGCAAUUGAAAAUUUUGCAUCAAUGUGAGAACAGCUUGGAAAUCAGCUAUAAAACAGGCGUUUAUAAAGGUUCGUACUCAGAACGCGAACAGCUUAAAACUAAGCCAAAGGAACAACAGAUUUAUAUACUAUGCAGCUCCGUAAACGAACUUGAAAAGUUAUUUAUAUUCAAAAACGGUGUUUUGUAUGAAGAACUGAGACGUUCUACAGAGAAAUCUGACUGUGGACUAAAAAUUUAUAUCGGAAAACCUGUUGCAAAACUGGAAAGCAGUUUAUUUGUUUCACUGCCUGUCUUGCUGCUUUACCACAAACUUCAGGAUUUACUUACUUAUCCCAUUGUCUGUCAAAAUUCGCCCAAAUGUAUUAUCAAUAAUGAUGUGGAAAUACCGUUCUGUAGUACUGGAUUUAUAAGCUUUGCAGAUAUGCAGUUGAGUUUCUUUAUUGCUGUUGUAAACGCAAUCUACAAACUACGUCCAACGGCAGUUGCUUUCGAAAACAUGGCUUUUUUAACGCAUUUCAGUGUUUCGUUAUUACGGUUCUUAAGCCGAAAUGUAUUCACAGAGCUAAAAAUUACAACCGAUCCAACGCAUGCCAUAUACAUUAAAUGUGAACACGAACAUGGAUUUACCGAUGCCGCUGUAGAUGCCAUUACCUCAUUACAUGGCUCACUUGCGAAUAAACAACAAAUUUUGUGUUUCACAGAUAUAAGCGAACUCCAUAGGAAUAAAUUUGGCAAUAGGAUAAUGGAAUAUAACAAUCAAAUUUUAAUUAAAAAAUUUAAAAGUAUUUUGUUUGGAUAAAUUAUUAACU
Molecule: messenger RNA, 2174 nt
Organism: Teleopsis dalmanni
Lineage: Eukaryota; Metazoa; Arthropoda; Insecta; Diptera; Diopsidae
Product: cap-specific mRNA (nucleoside-2'-O-)-methyltransferase 2-like
Exons: 2
Coding region: 98-2164 (688 amino acids)
Biological process (GO): 7-methylguanosine mRNA capping
Cellular component (GO): cytoplasm; nucleus
Molecular function (GO): methyltransferase cap1 activity
Source: RefSeq, a predicted model, not a curated record